Molecule: messenger RNA, 1475 nt
Organism: Guillardia theta CCMP2712
Lineage: Eukaryota; Cryptophyceae; Pyrenomonadales; Geminigeraceae
Exons: 4
Coding region: 6-1475 (489 amino acids)
Biological process (GO): phosphocreatine biosynthetic process
Molecular function (GO): creatine kinase activity
Source: RefSeq, a predicted model, not a curated record
AGGGAAUGUUCCUUCGUAGGUUCCUGGUAUCCAAGGUUUAUGCUUCUCGCGCGAAGCAAGUCUAUAUCCGCACCUUUGCAUCUGGACCGAAUGACGCCAUCAAGGGACGCCAGCUUGCCUUCGAGAUUGGCAUCGCCCUGAGCCUUGGAUUGGCUGCUGCCUAUGGAGUUCGCAGCCACCUGCAGAAGGAUGUGGAGCCAUGGGCUCCCAAGUCCAAAGCAGGAAAGUCUGAGAAGAGCACUCUGAAGAAGAGCAUGUCAGCCGAGGAGAAGGCAGAAGUCGCCAAGUUCGAGAAGUGGUUGGAGGAGCAGAGGAAGAACUCGAAGCCCGACCCCAAGGACACCGAGGACUUUAAGUUCAUCACUUUUACUGAGCUGCCUCCCUUCCACUCGGGCCAUCGCUCGCUCAUGUCCAAGGUCCUCACUGCAGAUCUCUUCGCCAAGUACAAGGACAUCACCUCCUCCAAGGGCUACUCCUUCUCCAACGCCAUCCAGUGCGGAGUCCUGAAGCCUCAUCUUGGCGUCGGCUUCACCGCAGGAGACGAGGAGUGCUUUGACCUCUUCAAGGAGAUCAUCUACCCCAUCGUUAAGGGAUGGCACAAGUUCGACCCGGAGACCCAGUCCCACAGGUCUGAUCUCAACCCCCUCCACCUCAACUUCAGCAGGGAGCAGCAGCUCAAGUUCGACCAGUACGUCGAGUCCACCCGCGUGCGCGCGGCGAGGAACAUCAGCGGCUUCUCGCUUCCCUGCGGCGCCACUCCCAAGGAGCGCGAGGGGGUGGAGAACGUUCUCAAGCAGGCGUUCGGCAUGUUCCAGGGAGAACUGCGAGGGAAGUACUACCCUCUCGGCAACCUCACCGCCCAGGAGGAGGAGAUGCUUCAGUCCAACGGCUUCCUCUUCCAGAAGCCAGGACCAGCCCAGCUGCUUGCUGUUGCUGGAGCUGCUCGUCAGUGGCCCGACAACCGUGGCAUCUUCCACAACAACGAGAAGACUGCCCUGGCCUGGUGCAACGAGGAGGACCACUGCCGCAUCAUCUCGAUGCAGAAGGGAGGAGACGUCUGGUCCGUUUUCGCUCGCUUCUGCAAGAUCUCCGACACCAUCGCCGAGGCCGCGCAGAAGAACGGAGCGAAGCUCAUGUACAGCGACAAGCUCGGCUUCCUCGGCACCUGCCCCUCCAACCUGGGCACUGGCCUCCGCGCCUCUGUCAUGAUCCGCAUCCCCCAGCUCAACAAGGACCCCAAGGCCCUCGAGAAGGUCUGCGAUGCCUUCGACCUGCAGCCGCGCGGGUCGUCGGGCGAGCACUCGGAGGCGGUAGGAGGGAAGUGGGACAUUUCCAACAAGCAGCGCAUCGGGUUCUCCGAGGUCGAGCUCGUCCAGAAGAUGAUCGACGGAGUCACCAAGAUCAUCGCCAUCGAGGAGAUGCUCGUUGCCAACCCCGGCAUGACGCCCAUGCAGGCGCUGGAGAAGGUCAAGUAA